This is a messenger RNA of Rubroshorea leprosula, 2917 nucleotides long. The record is from the annotation of a GenBank genome assembly. NCBI's taxonomy places the organism in Eukaryota, Viridiplantae, Streptophyta, Magnoliopsida, Malvales, Dipterocarpaceae.
AAUGACGUGCCAUCAUCUGGUAGUCCGAGCAUACGCUACAUCAAACUAAAGCGGAACACCAUAACAAUAGCUCCGUUGACUUGGUCAACGGUUACCUUCUUCUACAAACGCGAAGUGAGGAAUAGUGGUGAUGACCAAGACUCACAUUGUGGAAAUUGAAAUUUUGUUAUCUAUAUUUCUCUCACCGACAGCAGUUGCGGUCAAGGAUUUUCCGCGGCAGAGAAGCUCUUUUAGUGCUGAUUUCUUCGCCAUUUUCCGGGAAAAUUUCGAGCCGCUAAUUUGGGAUUUUCCUGGAAAAAUUUUCAGCCAUUUCGUCUUCCGCAACUACUAUCCAGUUCUGCUGGUUUCCGAGAUGGAAGUGAGCAUAACUAAAAGUGCCUCUUUCACUCCGCUGGCAAGCUGGGAAGAAUUUAAAAAAUUUGAAGAAUUUAAGAGUGAAAUAGAAGAAAACAAGCUGGGAAGUGACAUGGCUGAAGCCAGACAAUUGGAGCAGAUAAGUGCAUUACAUGAAAAAGCUGAGACUCCAACAUCUUAUGGUGAGAAACAGAGGAGGUACCUGAGCAAGCGAAGUUCUCUGCCUAGGCAACUCGUGGCACCUUUGGGGUCAUUUUAUUGCCCUAUCACUCUGGAUGUUAUGGUUGACCCUGUGGAAAUUUCCUCUAGUAGGACAUUUGAGAGAAGUGCUAUUGAGAGGUGGUUUGCAGAUGGAAACAGAUAUUGUCCAGUGACGUCAUCUCCCUUGAACGAUUUGGUAUUGCGGCCUAAUAGAAACCUUCGACAAUCAAUUGAAGAAUGGAGAGAAAUGAACAACAUGAUCACUAUUGUUUCCAUCAAACCUAAACUUCAGUCAAGUGAAGAGCAAGAGGUCAUUCAAUCUCUGCAGAAGCUUCAUGAUCUCUGCACAGAACAUGAAUUAAACCGAGAGUUGGUGUCACUGGAGGAUUAUAUACCAAUUCUUGUUGGACUUCUUUAUGCAAAAAGUCGUGAAACAAGAACUCUAGCCCUAGCAAUCCUCUAUAUCCUAGCAAAGGAUAGUCAUGACAAUACGGAAAGAAUUGCUAAAGUAGACAAUGUACUGCAACCUAUUGUGCGAUCACUUGCACGUCAAAUAGGGGAAAGUAAAUUAGCAUUGCAGCUGUUAUUGCAGCUAUCAAGAUGUAAAGAAGUAAGAGAAGUCAUCGGAACCAUUCAAGGCUCUAUACUUCUCCUAGUUUCUUUGUUAAACAGUGAUGAUAGUCAAGCUUCAGGAGAUGCAAAAGAACUUUUGGAUAAUCUAUCAUUCCUUCACCAGAAUGUUAUAGACAUGGCAAAGGCAAAUUAUUUCAAACCUUUGUUGCAGCUUCUUUCUUCAGGACCGGAUAAUGUUAGAAUGAUCAUGGCAGAUACAUUAUCAGAAAUUAAGUUAACUGAUCAUGGAAAGUUGUCCCUCUUUAAAGAUGGUGCCUUGGAACCGCUUCUUAAGCUGCUUUGUCAUGAUGAUCUAGAGAUGAAAGGAGUGGCAGUUAAAGCCCUUCAGAACCUGUCAAGCUUACCAGAAUAUGGCCUCCUGAUGAUUAGAGAAGGUGCACUUGGACCACUAUUUGAAAUCCUUUAUCGCCACAGCUUAUCAUCACCAAGUAUGCGUGAACAAGUAGCAGUCAUAAUCAUGAACCUUGCCAUAUCAACCAAUGCCCAAGAAUCUGAUCACGAGCAAGUCUCAUUGCUGGAAUCUGAUGAAGAUGUUUUCAAACUCUUCUCCCUUAUUUCCUUGACAGGACCUGAUAUUCAAAGAUGCAUUCUCCAAGCUUUUCACGCAAUAUGCCAAUCUUCUUCUGGUUCUAACAUUAGAACAAUGUUAAGACAGCUUUCUGCUGUCCAAGUAUUGGUUCAAUUAUGUGAGCUACGAAACCAUGUGGAGGUUAGGGCAAGUGCUGUGAAGCUGUUCCAUUGCUUGACAGAAGAUGGUGAUAACGCUGUCUUUCAGGAGCAUGUGGAUGAAAGAUGCAUUGGGACAUUGCUAAGAAUCAUAAAAACUUCUGAUGAUGAGGAAGAGAUAGCUGCUGCAAUGGGCAUCGUCUCCAAUCUUCCACUUGACUCAGAUAUAACCCAGUGCCUUCUAGAUGCUGGGGCACUGGACAUUAUUUGUACUUUUUUAAGUGAUGGAAACAUAAAUUCUAGGCAUAGACAACAAGUGUCAGAGAAUGCUGUUAAAGCUCUUUGUCGUUUCACUGUUUCAACAAAUCAGGAAUGGCAAAAAAGGGUAGCCAAAGCUGGAUUUAUCCCUUUGCUGGUACAGUUACUCGUUUCUGGAACUCCUUUGACAAAGAAAAGUGCAGCCAUCUCGAUUAAGCAGUUUUCAGAAAGUUCCACUGCACUGAGCAAACCAAUCAAGCAUGGCACUAUCUGGUGUUGCUUGGCUGCACCACAAAGAGGCUGCCCGGUACACAUGGGAAUAUGUACUGUAGACUCUUCCUUCUGCAUUUUAGAGGCUAAUGCUCUGGAGCCACUUCUAAGGAUUCUCAGUGAGAAUGAUGUUGGAGCUGCUGAAGCUUCUCUAGAUGCAAUCAACACAUUGAUUGAUGGUGAAAAACUGCAAAGCGGUUGCAAGUUGUUUGCCGAAAGAGAUGCCAUACCACCAAUCAUUAAAUUACUGAGUUCAAGUUCUGCACAUUUGCAGGAGAAGGCACUCCUUGUUCUAGAAAGGAUAUUCCGGCUAGUUGAGAUGAAACAGAUGUAUGCACAGUCUGCUGAAAUGCCAUUAGUUGACAUUACUCAGAGAGGUACAAGUGGCAUGAAAUCCUUAGCUGCUAGGGUGCUUGCUCACUUGAAUGUUCUUGGUGAACAAUCGUCCUUUUUCUGAUUAUUCUUUUAAGUUCUUUGCUCCACUUUGCACAAAAAGUGGAUCACAAUGCUCUUCAAAUAAAGGCUACUUGUAAAA